AUGGGGACUAAGUCAGCUGUGGAUUUAAUGGAGUCUUCAUCUGAGGUUCACUUUUCUGGAAUUUACAUGGAUGGCUUAGAGCAAAGAAACGCUCGCACGGAGCAACCAACUACUUCCGCCACCGACAUGAAUAAACAACCUUUUGUGAUAGGUGUUGCUGGUGGAGCAGCAUCCGGUAAGACAUCGGUUUGUGAUAGGAUUAUUCAGCAGCUUCAUGACCAACGAGUUGUACUUGUUAAUCAGGAUUCUUUUUACCAUAAUUUGACUGAGGAGGAACUUACAAGAGUACAAGAUUACAACUUUGACCAUCCUGAAGCUUUUAAUACUGAGCAAUUGCUCCGUGUAAUGGACAAGUUGAAGCGUGGCCAAGCAGUAGAUAUUCCAAAGUAUGACUUUAAGGGCUACAAAAGUGAUGUUUUUCCGGCAAGACGGGUAAACAUGGCGGAUGUUAUUAUUUUGGAAGGUAUCCUUGUUUUCCAUGAUCCACGAGUGCGGGCAAUGAUGAAUAUGAAGAUAUUUGUCGACACAGAUGCUGAUGUUCGUUUGGCUAGAAGAAUUAAGCGUGAUAUUGCUGAAAAUGCUCGUGAUGUUGGAGCGGUGCUCGAUCAGUAUUCUAAAUUUGUGAAGCCGGCUUUUGAUGACUUUAUUCUUCCCACCAAGAAGUAUGCUGAUAUCAUUAUUCCCCGUGGAGGAGAUAAUCAUGUAGCUAUUGAUUUGAUAGUACAACAUAUUCGCACGAAGCUUGGUCAGCAUGACUUGUGUAAAAUAUACCCUAGCUUAUAUGUCAUUCAGUCUACUUUUCAGAUACGGGGCAUGCAUACCCUGAUUCGUGAUUCUCAAACGACGAAACAUGACUUUGUAUUUUAUUCGGACCGUUUGAUUCGUUUGGUUGUAGAACAUGGCCUAGGACACCUUCCAUUUACAGAAAAGCAAGUAAUCACUCCAACUGGAUCGGUUUACAGUGGCGUGGACUUCUGUAAGAGGUUGUGUGGUGUUUCCAUCAUCCGGAGUGGCGAGAGCAUGGAAAAUGCUUUACGAGCAUGCUGCAAAGGCAUCAAGAUUGGGAAAAUUCUUAUUCACAGAGAAGGUGACAAUGGUCAACAGCUAAUAUACGAGAAGUUGCCUAAUGAUAUCUCAAAUAGACAUGUAUUGCUGUUGGAUCCUGUCUUAGGCACAGGUAAUUCGGCUGCUCAAGCAAUUUCUUUACUUUUAAAGAAGGGUGUACCAGAGUCCAACAUUAUAUUUCUCAAUCUCAUAUCAGUAAGCACCUCAAGGUGUUCAUAUGGUCUGCAAAAGUUUCCCCAGAAUAAAGAUAGUGACAUCUGA
Messenger RNA from Sphenostylis stenocarpa, 1326 nucleotides. The record is from the annotation of a GenBank genome assembly. NCBI's taxonomy places the organism in Eukaryota, Viridiplantae, Streptophyta, Magnoliopsida, Fabales, Fabaceae.